AUGCAGGAAGAGCAGAGGAACCUCUUUCUGAGUAGUCGGGAUCGACACCCUUCCAGUGAGGCUGCUGUGUUCAUCGAGAACCAUGUCGCUCUUUCUGGUGAGCACCGACCCGUUUUCAGUGAACGAGGGGGCGGUUUCGUGUCUCUGAACGAGGCCAAUAAGCAACAGCAAGAAAGGUAUUUGGCCUUGAGCGACAUGAACCCAGUUCUCAUCCCUGCUUACAAAUAUUUAUGCAGUACGGCUUUGUGGAAGGAGGUGGAUGAGGAGAAAGAACGGCUUUUCGAACUGAUGCAACAGGUUCAGAAGAAGCUUUCCAAAGAGCAGUCCUCCGAAGACAUGGUCGACUUGAGAAAAUGUAGCUGGAGAGAGGUGAUGGGGCAGGUUCAAAAAACAGCACAGCGGUGGAAGCUACGACCAAAUAAGCAAGGCAGGACAAUGGUAUUUAUCGACAAACUUGGUCGACACUCUUCUGCUUUGGAGAGUUGGCUCGGUCUCUUGCCGUCUGGUGAUUAUGGAUCAAGUAUCUGUGGUGUAUUCAAACUGGCAAUUGGGGCCGCUGGGCAAUAUGGAAAAGUCGAGGAAUCCAUAUUCGAAGCCCUGUCCGAGAUCCCCAUCAUCAUGGAGAGUGCAGGUCGAUACGUCGACAUGUACUGGAAAAUGCGAGAUCAGUAUCUUGAGCAACGAACCUUUGAGCUCUUCCGGGCUAUUCUGCAAUUGCUUCGUUACGUCAUGCAAUUCUUUGCUGACGGCAAGACCAGGAAGGUUUUCGAGGGCAUGAUGAAGCAGGAAGGGUAUAAAGCAGAGAUAAACGAGAGUCUUGAGGAGAUCAGAAAACGUGCUCAGGCCGUCAACAAUGAAGCACAACAAUGCCAGGCGCGGAUGGUCUUCAAGAUCUCUGAUAAGCUUGACGAGAACAAGGAACAAGCCCAUGUGAUCUUCCAGAUGCUGAACGAGCUCUUACUCACGCACCCUCGAUUACGGUCUGAUUCACAAGGUAAUGGCUCGAAGUUCCAAACCUAUUCACCGCAGAAAAGCCAUCGCAUUUCCGGCUCAGAAUCCCACGGAAAAGUAACCGGCUACGACUGGGUUAACGCAGACCACCUAGCCCCUAGUGAUCUAGGCGACUCCCCAGAACAACAGUCACCACUACGAAGGACAUCGUCUCCAUUCAUGCAACAUAAUAGCAGUAUGAACAACGUAACCGAAGCUAAAAGCCGAAGAAGACAACUGCUCGAAUGCCUCCGGUACGACAAAGAAGCCUUGUCCCAAGAUAUAUCUUCUUUCAUACGUCUUGGGUAUCACUUGAGCAACCACGAGAAGUCCAGAGCAGCAGCGAUGAUCACAAGUGACCAAUUCAAGUCUUUCAUGCAAGAGACGCGGCUUUCCACUUGUCUAUUAGUUAAUGGACGGCAAGACCUUGCGACUUCGAACAAUCUAUCUCCAUUGAGCCUCGUGGUCGCAGAGCUAGCAAACAAGUCUCAAGAACAGGGUUCGGAUCUAGGUCCUGUUUUUGUCAUCAGUUAUUUUUGUGCUGCUCGUCAGUCCUUUCCCACUACCAAUGCGUCUGUAUCCCAGAAUUCGGCCGCGGGCAUGAUGGCAAGCUUAGUAGGCCAGCUCAUUGAGCAACUAGGCGAUCGCAGCAUUAUCGUUGACCUCUCAUUUAUGACCAGCAAAACCUGGCGUAAAGUAGAGGAGCUGGACCCCAAGACGCUUUGCAGGAUCUUUCGGAAAUUGAUCGGACAGACUCCACCUGGCAGUGCAAUUCUCUGCAUGAUCGACGAGAUCUCACUGUAUGAGACCCAGACGCUAGAGUAUCAGACGAGUUUUGUCAUGGAAAGACUGGUUCAAUUGGUACAUCGAGAACAAGACGAUGCGCAGCAAAUUUUUAAAUUAUUAGUUACCUGCCAAGAUCGGGCUCUUGGAAUAUCUCAAUUAUUCCCAGGCUGUACUCUCGACUUGCCGGAGGAGAUUGAGAUAGAUGAUACCGCGGAUUGGGCGAUCUCAGCUAUGUAG
Fusarium sp. VM40 is the source of this 2013-nucleotide messenger RNA. The record is from the annotation of a GenBank genome assembly. Lineage: Eukaryota; Fungi; Ascomycota; Sordariomycetes; Hypocreales; Nectriaceae.